CUCCCACCAGCCUGGUGCUUGCGCCUAGUUCUCAGGCUGGACCCGGGGGCUCUUGCCUCGCAGAAGGAGGAGUUACCCACCCACCCACCCCGCCUCAGGUCGGAAGAUGCAGAAGGGCUGGAAGAAAUACUUCGGCCAGAAAUCCCUCAGCGAGGUCACCAUGGAUGAGUAUCUGGCCAGCCUGGGGCUGUACCGCAAACUCACCGCCAAGGACGCCUCCUGUCUCUUUCGGGCUAUUUCAGAGCAGCUGUUUUCUUGUCAGAUUCAUCAUAUGGAAGUCAGGAAGGCUUGUGUUUCAUUUAUGAGGGAAAACCAACGUAACUUUGAGUCCUAUGUGGAAGGAUCAUUUGAAAAAUAUCUGGAACGGCUGGGAGAUCCAAAGGAAAGUGCUGGCCAAUUGGAAAUAAGCGCUCUAUCAUUGAUCUAUAAUCGAGACUUUAUUCUGUACCGGUACCCUGGAAAGCCACCCACCUAUGCUACAAACAAUGGCUUUGAAGAUAAGAUCUUGCUGUGUUGUUCCAGCAACGGCCAUUAUGACUCUGUGUAUACAAAACAAUUUCAAGCAGAUGCUGCUGUUUGCCAGGCUGUAUUGUAUGAGAUCCUGUAUAAAGAUGUGUUUGACAUGGAUGAGGAGGAAUUGAGAACUGCAGUUGAGAUGUUUCGAAGUGGGGCCAAAAAGAACAGAAACAGUGCUUCUGUUGGAAGUGAAGAUGCAAACUUUGAUUGUCUUCCCGAGAAAGUGUCCAAAACUUCAUCAGAAAGAAGAGUGGAAGACUGGGAACGCAAUGAUACUGACAACUCACAUGAAGAUAAGCUCAAACAAGGCACUGAAGAGGCAAAGCCUCCUGAAAAUCCAUCAAAGAUGCCUUUUCCCUAUAAAGUGCUAAAAGCAUUGGACCCUGAGAUCUAUCGCAAUGUAGAAUUUGAUGUUUGGUUGGACAGCAGAAAAGAGCUUCAAAAAACUGAUUACAUGGUGUUUGCUGGGAGACAGUACUAUUUAGGAGACAAGUGUCAGGUACGUCUGGAGCCUGGGGGUAAGUACUACAAUGCUCAUAUCCAGGAAGUUGGACAUGAUGGCAACAUGGUGACUGUGUUCAUUGAAGAGCUGGCAGAAAAGCAUAUUGUUCCAUUGGCAAACUUGAAGCCAGUGACGCAAGUGACACCUGUGCCUGCAUGGAACGUAGCUCCCAGUCGAAAAGGAGGAAACUAUCAGAAAAUAACGGGUGGCUAUGUUUCAGAAAUAGAAAUGGAUAUGAAGUCACGGAAGAGACUGUUUAAGAAAGUUCGUGGGAAGGAAGUUUAUAUGACAGUAGCUUAUUCUAGGGGUCAACCAGUGCUUCCACCUCGACUACAGCACAAUGUUCCUUCAGGUCGAUCUUCUCCAAUUAAUUGCUCCCAAAGUGGUGGGAAUAUGGCAUCUUAUGACCACUAUCGUCCUCAGAAUUCUCCUCAGAGGCAUGGCAGGGGAUAUGGAAUGCCCAGGGGAUCUGCCCGAUUUAUAAACAGGAACAACAUGGUUGGCCCUCAAAUAGCAUUCUACCCUGGUCCAGGGAAGAGAUGUUAUCAGAGCUAUGACAAUUUCUCCUACAGGUCCCGUUCAUAUAGCCGUAGUCGCCGGCAGAUGCAGUGUGUAAAUAAGGAAUGUCAGUAUGGAUUUGUACCAGAGACUGGGGAGGAGCCUCAGGGUUUGGAAGAAACCAUAACUUUCUAUGAAAUUGAAGAAGGAGAUGAGGCUGCUUUUCCUGCUUUGCCAAGUCAAGGUGGCCCUGCCCCAAUAGUUCCUGCUCCUGCAGGAUUCUGGGUAGCUAGAAGAGGCCCAACCUCCAUUCCAUCCAACAAACAGAUCCUGAAUUCCUCAGAGGAAGAAGUCGAUGAACCAAGUGAUAAUGGGGAAUUCCAUGAAGAAUAUAUCUACACCCCUUCAGAUCCAGACUGUGAAACUCCAACAGUAUUUAGUUCAGCAGAGACUACAGCAAACUUGGAUGGAGGAUCAGGUUCUGUCUCCCCUCAAGAUGGAGUUGCUUCAUAUAACUAUUCCCAGAAGGUGAUGGUGAAUUCUGCAGUGAUCUCAACCUCCUCCUGUGUUAAUACUGCUCCAGCAACUGUCUUUUCCUCCAGCACAGCAGCAGCCACUCAAGCCAGUGUUACCACAUCUGUUCCUCCCCAGACUGCUGUGCAGCCCAUCCUGGUAUCCCCUACAUCUGCUGGAAGGCCAGUGGUGAUUCCAUCUGUGCCGUACCCAUAUCAUCCAGCUCCACCUCCCCCUGUCAGUGAGGUAGGAGAUAGUGGCAAUGGGCCUCCACCUUACUCCUGCGAUCCUAGUGGCAGUGAUUUACCUCGAGAUACAAAGGUAUUGCAGUAUUAUUUUAAUUUGGGAUUGCAGUAUUACCAUCAGAGCUGUUGGCAUUCCAUGGUGUACAUGCAGCAGGUACCACCACCAUCACCAGUAGAAGCUUACUCAGGAUAUACUGAGCCUGCCUCCAUGGUAGAUCCAUCAGUACCUCAGUUUUAUGCUGAUGCUGGGAGAAGUGAUGUCCGGCAUGUUGCCCUGGAAACAUCAGCAAACGGUACUUUCCAAAAUGUAGAGCCUCCACCUCCACCCCAUGGAACAGUAUAUUAUCCAGUCAUGACAGAUCCCUAUGGCCAGCCACCACUACCGGGGUUUGAUGCUUGCGUCUCUUUAGUACCUGCCUAUCAUUAUGUUAGCCCUUGGCAUCCAGUAAAUCCAUCAUAUGGUAACUCCUCACGGAUUCAUAAUUCUGUAAAUCCUGGACAGUUGCAUCAAGUCAGCUAUGUUACCACACCUAAUCCGGUGUCACAUUAUGUACCUCAAAGUAUGUAAGGCCAAGUGAUGUAAACUCACUUCUUGCACUAAAAUUUUCCUGUUUUCUCUGUUAGUAUUGUUUUUGUAGUGAGUGGUAUGCUGUUUAGUGUGUUUCAUUUACAUGUUUCUAUUUCAGUUUAUAGUAAAGGUAAAAUCUUGAGUAUUGUUUUAGUAGAGAAUAUCGGAAAGUAAAGAACACAACGUUUAAAUUCAGCUAUCUAAUAUAUAACAAUCUGUAUAUAUUGGAAUAAAAGACAAAUUGCAUUACCACAUCCAUCCAUCAAUGAUAAUGAUGUAUGGAGAGGUUACAAGAUCACUGUUACAUCAUUAUCCUGUGCAAGACUAACUAUUGUCUUACAUAUUAUGCCAGUUUGUGUGUAAUGGUAACAUACUUGAUUACUUAAGCAGGAGAAAGGUUGGGUCCCAGUCCAUUUGAGGAAAGUUAUUACUGUUAAAAUAGGCUGCUUUUUCUCAGAUUUCCUGGGGGAGGGGGAAGUAUGUCAGGUAUCUUCUCCAAUGGUAACUACUUAUUUGUAAUAGUUUUUUCUCUGUUUAAUUUUGUUUGGUAUAAUCUUGAAGUGUUAGAAGGUGGGAGUCCUUGGCACUGGCAUAUUCUGCUGUACACAGCUGUAUUUAUGAGAGGGGCUUGGUUGUGAAAGUCACCCUGCACAAAUGGUGGUAGAAGUGGUGUUUGACUUGCACUAAAUAAACAAA
Pelodiscus sinensis (Chinese soft-shelled turtle) is the source of this 3538-nucleotide messenger RNA. Its product is annotated as UDP-N-acetylglucosamine transferase subunit ALG13. Gene Ontology annotation, biological process: protein deubiquitination. The record is from RefSeq and is a predicted model, not a curated record. NCBI's taxonomy places the organism in Eukaryota, Metazoa, Chordata, Testudines, Trionychidae. Gene Ontology annotation, molecular function: K63-linked deubiquitinase activity; cysteine-type deubiquitinase activity.